This is a messenger RNA of Orbicella faveolata, 1909 nucleotides long. RefSeq lists its product as uncharacterized. The record is from RefSeq and is a predicted model, not a curated record. Gene Ontology annotation, biological process: regulation of transcription by RNA polymerase II. Lineage: Eukaryota; Metazoa; Cnidaria; Anthozoa; Scleractinia; Merulinidae. Gene Ontology annotation, cellular component: nucleus. Gene Ontology annotation, molecular function: DNA-binding transcription factor activity, RNA polymerase II-specific; RNA polymerase II cis-regulatory region sequence-specific DNA binding.
UGUUGUUUGCCAGCUUCUCAGGCCGAUCUAACGCGAUUUCGGCCGGAGGAGCUGGCAAACAACAGGUUUACCCCAAGAAAGUGUUCCAUAAGUAUUUUAUACCAUGCCAUAGACAAUGUAGUGGCUAACAUAAUCAAUGCAGUGCACAAUGGAAAGGUUGUAGAAAUAUGGUUGAGAGUACAAUGAUUAACAAUUAACAAAUAUAAUACCACUUGAUAUCUUAUAUCUGACUGGGUUUUAAUUGUGUUAGAAUGCAGCAGUAUUGCAGCAUCUCAGCAUCUCAAACCUCUCACAUUAAGACGUAUAUAUAUUUAUGUUUUGAUAAUUGUUUUCAGGCAAAUGCAAACAUUGUGGCCGGCUCUUUAACCACUUAUCAGCUUACAAAGAGCAUAAAUGAACUCAUACAGGAAUGAAGUCGUACACAUGCAAGCAUUGUGAUAAGUGUUUUAGCAAGUUAUCAUCUUGCAACCAACAUGAACGAAUUCACACAGGAGAGAAGCCAUAUACAUGCAAGCAUUGUGAUAAGUGUUUUAGCAAGUCAUCAGCUUGCACACAACAUGAAAGAACUCACACAGGAGAGAAGCCAUAUACAUGCAAGCACUGUAAAAAGUGCUUUAACACCUCAUCAGCUUGCAGGAAACACGAACGAACUCACACAGGAGUUAAACCGUACACAUGUAAGCAUUGUGAUAAGUGCUUUAGCCAGUUAUCACAUUGCAAGCAACAUGAACGAACUCACACAGGAGAAAAACUGUAUGCAUGCCAGCAUUGUAAAAAGUGCUUUACUUUCUUAUCAAAUUGGAAAGAACAUGAACGAACUCACACAGGAGAGAGGCCGUAUACAUGCAAACAUUGUAAAAGGUGCUUUAGGCAGUCAUCACAUUGCAAGGAACAUGAACGAAUUCACACAGGAGAGAAGCCGUAUAAAUGCAAGCACUGUAAAAAAUGCUUUAGGCGCUCAUCAUAUUGCAAGCAACAUGAGGAGAAACACGUAAGAGACAGCUCUUUGAAAUAAAAGUAACAUGAUCAUUGCGUUAAGUAAGAAGACACCUUCAGAAUAUUAAGGAUUUGUGGAGAGUUUGUUUUCAGGGCUUUAAAGGUGUCAAAUUACUUUCCAGCUAAAAUAAACAGAACUGAACGAUGUUUACUAAAACUUUUUGUUUCUAAAUGGAGCUGAAGGUUCAAAGAUGUCUGGAAUUUGAGUAUGUUAAAUACCUCAUCGUUCCUUCUUUGGUACAAUUUGGCUACAUACCAGGCUUGAUUUAGUCUUGCCAUGGGUAUUUUGGUUUGUCUACGUCCCGCAUAAAUGUGAACUAUUACAUGGCUCGACCAAACUCGCCGGCCAUCAAAGCGUACCAAAAAGGGAUGAUGACAAACCAUACAGAUCUUAAAAUGUAAAUCAAGCUGAGCGAAUUAUUUAAGUAUUAAAUAUUUAAUUCGGGACAUGGGGAACUGUUCGUAAUAGAGAGGUGUCCGAGAGAGAGAGGUAUCCUUAAGGAGAAAUUCGACUGCAAGCGAUAGGUAAACUAAUAAAGGACUUAGUGUUGGUUAUCAUGUCUCUAUAUUCCUCCUGGCUCCUUUGCUCUCAAGAUGGCAAAGAAGCCAAAUAGUAAUAAGAGCAAAUACCAAAUAAUAGAUUAGGGACAUGUAACCAUGACGUUCAGCGGGGUCAUGUGGCAUGGACAAAAUAAUGUGUGCAAACAAACAAAUGUUGAGGGGUUAAGUCUCAGGAAUAUGUUGCUGGGACAAGUCUUCUCCUUUUCCAAUGUAUACUUUUUGUUUCGUGCAACACAAAUUUCAGGGAAAAUUUGUUCCUGCGACAUGUCAUGGCCUACAACAGUGUUAAAAUUAAGUGGGGCUAUAUUUCGGCCAGCAAGCUCGAAACCGAGCUAGCAAUUAUUUUUCCCCU